AUGGAGCUUCAGGAUGACACCAUCCAACAUUACAGCGGACAUUUGGAUGAGGUGUCUUUAAAACCAAGAGAGUACGUGAAGAAAAACACCCUCCUGAAGUACAAAGUCACCUGUGCUGUUCUGGUGUGUGCUUUGGUGGUUGUAUCCCUGGGACUGGGUUUAGGACUUGGACUGAACCGUGGAGACCAGGAGCAAGUCAGCUGCAGGCACAAGUGCAAUGAGCCUCACAGGAAAGAGGUGCCUGGCUGCCGGUGUGACAGUGGCUGGCAGGAGGAGCGCCGGGACUGCUGCUGGGACUACGAGGACACCUGCGUGGAGCCAACGCAGUCUUGGAGGUGCACUAAUUUCCGUUGUGGUGAGACACGGAUACCUGGAAGUUACUGUUCUUGUUCUGAUGACUGCUUGCAGAAAAAAGACUGCUGUGUAAACUACAACAGUGUUUGCAAAGGUGAAAUACCUUGGGUAGAAGAACCAUGCAUAUCACUUGAAACUCCUCAGUGUCCAGCUGGGUUUGAUCUGCCACCACUUAUCCUUUUUUCAAUGGAUGGGUUUAGAGCAGAAUACUUGCAAACUUGGAGUUCUUUGAUGCCUAAUAUUGCAAAACUCAAAACGUGUGGCACACAUUCAAAAUACAUGAGAGCUGUUUACCCCACAAAAACCUUUCCAAACCACUAUACUAUUGUCACAGGAUUGUAUCCAGAAUCUCAUGGUAUUAUUGAUAACAGCAUGUAUGAUGUAGACUUGAACAAGCAUUUCUCACUUUCGGGGAUGGAAAAAUUCGAACCUUCGUGGUGGAAGGGACAGCCAGUCUGGUUGACAGCAAUGUACCAAAAUUUGAAAGCAGGGACCUUCUUUUGGCCAGGCUCUGAUGUUCUGAUUAAUGGAACAUACCCCACCUUGUACAGUGUAUACAAUAG
This is a messenger RNA of Phaethon lepturus (White-tailed tropicbird), 917 nucleotides long. Its product is annotated as ectonucleotide pyrophosphatase/phosphodiesterase family member 3-like. The annotation marks the transcript as partial. The record is from RefSeq and is a predicted model, not a curated record. Gene Ontology annotation, biological process: nucleoside triphosphate catabolic process. Gene Ontology annotation, molecular function: nucleoside triphosphate diphosphatase activity. The transcript has 9 exons. Lineage: Eukaryota; Metazoa; Chordata; Aves; Phaethontiformes; Phaethontidae.